Molecule: messenger RNA, 1436 nt
Organism: Theobroma umbraticum
Lineage: Eukaryota; Viridiplantae; Streptophyta; Magnoliopsida; Malvales; Malvaceae
Product: beta-glucosidase 11-like
Biological process (GO): carbohydrate metabolic process
Molecular function (GO): beta-glucosidase activity
Source: RefSeq, a predicted model, not a curated record
AACGUUUUACAAUUUCAGGGUAUGCAAAUGGAGCCACUGGCGACAUAACGGUUGAUCAAUACCAUAAAUACAAGGAGGAUGUGCACCUUAUGGCAGAAAUGGGCUUAGAUGCCUACAGAUUUUCCAUCUCAUGGUCAAGACUAAUACCAAAUGGAAGGGGGCCUGUCAAUCCAAAGGGCCUAAACUAUUACAACAAUCUCAUUAACGAACUAAUCAGCCAUGGAAUGCAACCUCAUGUUACUUUACACAAUUUUGAUCUUCCACAGGCACUUGAAGAUGAAUAUGGAGGAUGGAUUAACCAAAGGAUUGUGAAUGAUUUCACCACUUAUGCUGAAGUGUGCUUCCAAGAAUUUGGAGACAGGGUUUCAUAUUGGACUACUGUGAAUGAGCCCGAUGUGUUUGCAGUUGGAGGUUAUGAUGGAGGGAUUACUCCUCCUAGGCACUGCUCUCCUCCAUUUGGAGUAAACUGCACAAGAGGAAACUCCUCAUCCGAGCCCUACAUAGCCGUUCACAAUAUCUUGUUGGCUCAUGCAUCAGCUGCAAGAUUGUACAAGAAAAAGUAUCAAGGAAAGCAGCAUGGGUUCAUAGGUAUUAGCAUCUAUACAACUGGCAAUUUUCCUCUAACAAAUUCAGUAGAGGAUGCCAUUGCAACUCAAAGAGCCAAUGACUUCUUUGUUGGUUGGAUUGUAAACCCCUUGGUGUUUGGAGAUUAUCCUGACACGAUGAAGAAAAUUGCAGGCUCCAGAAUUCCUACCUUUACCAAUCAUGAAUCUGAACUGGUUAGGGGUUCUUUUGAUUUCCUAGGGGUGAUUCAUUACAGCUCAUAUUAUGUGGAAGAUGACCCUGGAAGUUGGGAAUUGAAGCAAAGAGACUAUAACACAGAUUUAGCUGUAAAGAUAUCCAAUAUAGGGAAUGCUUCAUUGACUUACGAGUUGUCCAUACUGCCUUGGGGCUUGCAAGCAGUGCUGGAGUAUUUCAAGCAAGUUUAUGAAAAUCCCCCUAUUUACAUUCUUGAAAAUGGUCAGAGAAACAGGCGUAAUUCAACACUGGAAGACACCUCGAGGGUAAACUAUUUGCAUGCCUACAUUGGAAGUGUUCUUGAUGCUGUGAGGAAUGGAUCAAAUACAAGAGGGUACUUUGUAUGGUCCUUCCUGGAUGUAUUUGAGUUGCUGGAUGGCUAUGAAUCAGGCUACGGCUUCUACUACGUAGAUUUGGACGACCCCGAUUUGAAAAGAUACCCUAAGCUUUCCGCGCAUUGGUAUUCCCAUUUUCUCAGGGGAGGAAGCAUCAGUUCAGAUGUACUAAUCCAGCUCAAGCAAAGCUUCUUUGCUCUUUCGCAGGGCCGUUUCUCCCAACAAGAGACUCGCUUAAUUCUUAUAUUUGCGCCAGCCUUUGUCUUCUGUUCUGGAGUUCUGUCCAACAUAACCCUCCUUUAG